GAGUCGUGACUUUGCUUCUCCAGGCUGCAUAUUGACAAGCCGCUUGCUGGCACGUCGAGAGCGCUGGCGGAGGGAUGGAAGGGAAAUGGCGCUAUCCUGUAUGGACGGCAUGUCCCGGCCGACGGAAAUUACCCGGAGUACUACCGCACCGUCCGCCCUGCCUACAGAAUAGUCGAUAGCCAACGAGUGACCAAUUUCGGAGCUGGUCUCUGAGUGGAAAAUGGCGCUGGCGCAGGAUCUGCCAGGACGGCGAGUGUCUAUUCUUUUCGUAUGCUUGGGCAAUAUCUGCCGCAGUCCCAUGGCAGAAGGCGUGUUCCGUCAGCUCAAAGCCUAUGGCACUCUCAAUCAGCACCCGUUGAUAGCCAGCAUAGACUCGUGCGGCACAGGUGCAUACCAUGCAGGCGAUUUUUCGGAUCCUCGUACAAUAUCUGUGCUAGAAAAGCACGGUAUCACGAACUACCAACAUAAAGCUUGUAAAAUAAAGGUGCCAGAGGAUCUUCACCGGUUUGACUACGUGAUUGGCAUGGACCUAGAGAACGUGCUUGAUCUGCGAUCUGCGGCAAAAUCGCAGGGAUUGUCGGGUGGGAGGGAGAUGGAGAAGAUCUCUUUGUACGGGCGUUUUGACGAGAAGGCAGGGGAUGAAGAAGUUGAUGAUCCGUACUAUGGUGAAAGGGACGGCUUUGAGGUCGCUUAUGAGCAGGUCACGCGGUUCGGCAAGGGUUUGCUCAAACAUCUUGAGCUGCAAGCUGCGAAGGAGUUGGGCAGUGAGGUGCCUUGAGUGCCAACAAGCAGAUCUCGUGGUCACGGCCAAUACAGCAGCUGCACAGUUGGGCACGAUUUGGAAAUGUGACGUCCUUGUUGACGCCGAAGGCCACGUGCAAAUUUCCAAGGUCAUCACACGCCGUAUUGUUCGUCUAUUGGCCUGUCCAGCGAUGCAUUCACUCGCUACACCGUUCAGGCUCCGACACUGAUGACCAGCACAACCCGUACCCUGACAAUGCCGCGGAGCGCCCAG
Baudoinia panamericana UAMH 10762 is the source of this 1015-nucleotide messenger RNA. RefSeq lists its product as uncharacterized. Bases 221 to 778 code for a protein of 185 amino acids. The record is from RefSeq and is a predicted model, not a curated record. The transcript has a single exon. NCBI's taxonomy places the organism in Eukaryota, Fungi, Ascomycota, Dothideomycetes, Mycosphaerellales, Teratosphaeriaceae. Gene Ontology annotation, molecular function: protein tyrosine phosphatase activity. Gene Ontology annotation, biological process: protein dephosphorylation.